AUAAAUAUGUUUCCACAUUUAUUUUAGUUGGUGCAUGCUCUUCUCUCACCCUGCUGACUUCACACCUGUCUGCACAACAGAAUUGGGAAGAAUUGCUGUCCACAAAAAUGAAUUUUGUAAAAGGAACGUUAAGAUUUGUGCGUUGUCUUGUGACAAACUUCAAGCUCACACCGAUUGGGUCAAUGACAUAAAAUCAUACUGCCGAGACAUUCCCGGUGACUUUCCAUACCCCAUUAUCUCCGAUGAUACUCGAGAGAUUGCCGUCAAGCUGGAUAUGCUAGACGAGAGAGAUCGUGAUAAUGAAGACACAGCCAUGACUGUAAGGGCCCUCUACAUUAUUGACCCAGAGAAGAGAUUAAGACUUUCUAUGGUGUACCCAACUUCUACAGGCAGAAAUGUCGAUGAGAUCUUAAGAGUAAUUGAUUCCCUUCAACUCACUGAUAGAUUGAAGGUUGUUGCGACACCAGCCAACUGGGUGCCUGGCGAUAAGAUCAUGAUCCUCCCUACUGUGAAAGAUGAAGACUUGCCGAAGUUAUUUCCCAAGGGUGUUGAUAAGGUUUCCAUGCCAUCAGGAAUAAACUACGUCAGAACCACCACUGAUUAUUAA
This is a messenger RNA of Nezara viridula (southern green stink bug), 607 nucleotides long. The record is from the annotation of a GenBank genome assembly. Lineage: Eukaryota; Metazoa; Arthropoda; Insecta; Hemiptera; Pentatomidae.